AUGAGAAUGGAGCACAGUGAUACCCAGCCGCACCUGCCGGCGGGUCUGCCCCCACUGCCAAAAAGCCUGAGCGCCGCCGCCGCUGCUUCCUCAGUAGCGUCUCCGCCUGUUGCUGUUACUCCACUGAUGAUGCCCCGCACUGCGUCGCCGGCGUCCGUCAGCGUGGCCGCUCUGACCGCAGCUGCCGGCGAACUCUAUCUGGGCCCCUCCACCUCUUCCCAGGCGGCUAGGAAUCGCAGCUACAAUGGUCACGGUCACAGCCAGCGGCACGGCAGUCUGUCGUCCACGCAGGAGUCGCUCAGCGACAGGGAGUCCGUACACAGUCGAGCCUCCUCCACACACAGCGCUGGAGCCGGGCAUACGCCAACCAACAGCUCAAGCAGCACCGGCGCCACCUCCUCAACCAUCGACAACCAGUUGGCCAUCUUGCGGCGGGAGAUGUAUGGCCUGAGGCAGUUGGAUCUGUCGCUCUUGUCGCAGCUGUGGGCGUUAAAUGAGUCAAUACAGGGAUUCCGGGUGUUCCUGCAGGAGCAGGAUGCCAUGUCGCCUCCAUCAAGGUCAAGAACACCAUCGGAUGCGAAUUCGUUGUCCUCCGAUGAAGAGGACGAUGGCUCCUAUGCGCCAGUGGCGUUGCCCAAGAUGACAGAUGCCUCAGGAGGCGGAGGUGGAAGCGUAGGUGUCGUUAACUCCAGAGCCAUGGCCUCGCCGGCAGCCAGCGGCGGUCUGCCCACCAAAUUAGCCACAGGAUCUACCACAUCUCAUGCCUCGACCAGCUCCACUUCGGGAGCUUCCGGAUCCUCCUCGGCUGCCUCGUCGAUGGGGAAACAUCAGCAACUGCAACAGCAGCAGCAACUGCAACAACAGCAGCAGCAGCAGGCAUCUCACUAUCAUCAGAGGCCGGCGCCACCACCCGCACCACCAGCCCAGCACAAGGCACAUCCGCAACUGCCGAGGAUACUGCAACAGCGCAUGAGACAGGCACCACCACCGCCGCCUCCCACACGGCCCAAGGGGGGCGGGAAUAGUGGCGGUGGCGGCGGCGGGGGCGGAGCAAGCACCAGCAGCAGCAACCAUAGCAUCAGUAGCAGUGUAACGCAGUCUCAUCAGCACCAACAACAACAACAACAUCCCUAUCCACAUGCCCACCAUUCGCGACCCGUAUGACAAAACCCGUUCUUGGACUAAACCAAGGUCCAAGAACACAAAGCAGUCGCUGCCAACACUUCGGAAAGGGUCAAUUAGACGACAUUUCUCCAAGAGUCAAUUCAAAUUCAAGUGCAGAACGAUCACACACCACACAUACCACACAUACAAUCCACCAACCACCAACUCUCAUCUCGAAAAGCUUGCCAUGCUCCUCCAUUAUGUUCUUGAGAUAUCCAAACAAAACCACGAAACAUAUGAAGAAACACACAAAACUCUGUUUAUAAAUGUUUUUUUGCGAAACAAAAAGAUGAAAAUGUCUUUAGAGUGUAAGCGAACCCACUCACUUUCACGUUUAAUAUUAAAUGAUAAACACAUGAUUGUAUUUGUAUUCAGUAAUAAUCGCUAAGUAGUAAAGGAUAAGAUCCUUAUUAUGCAUCGUAUGUAUUACUCAAAUUGCAUAAACGUAUAUUUAAAAUUGAAAACUUCAAAUGCUUGAGAUUCCGCAUCGAGUACAUAGAUCUAGUUCCAUAAUUUGCGUUGACUCUCUGAUAUGAUUUGUUAGAAUGCCAAUAUACACUAUCCAACAAAACAAAAAUACUAAACCACGUAGCACUAACCAAAACUAAACUCUUGGCCUAUGAUAUAUCUGGUUUGAUUUUGUAGCCCCUGUUAAGUGAGAGAUGGAAUGGAAAAACAUAUAUUAUUAUAGGAACAUUUAUCUGUAUCUCAAAGAAAAACACUAGCUGAUCUUACUGUUAGUCCAAUAAUCCUAUCAUUAACACUCCUACAUCUCUAGGCAUAUAUAUGUAAAGCUCAAGUAUUGGAGCAAUUCCCCCGAGCAAUUGUAUAAUGCGUGGCAGAGCUGUAAGUCUGUGGAAGAGGCCUAUUUAUAGGGCCUAUCGAUUCCUUAUUGGAUUAACAUAAAAUCUCAUUGAAAUGACUAAACCCACUGGCCUCUAGCUUAUAGCUUUGGAACGUAUUAUAAGUAAUAUUUAUAUACUAAACAACAUAUACAAUUUUUACCACAUAUAUAAACAAAACGAUAAUUGAACGAAACGCUGAGUAAAUGCCAUCGAGUAUUUUCCCAUAUCACACGCAAAGUAAGGGAGGAGAUUGCGAAAUGAAACAGGAUUUACAUAUAUUACCUAAUCAAAAAAAAUACAAUUAAAUUAAACAAUUUCCAAAUAUUUAUUGUUAGUUCUUAGAAUGCUUUCUUUCUUUCCUUAUAUAUUGUUCUCUCGAAAUUUAAAUGAAUAAUCUAUAACGAUUGUAUCUGAAAUCCACACACGUUCGUAAUUCACAAAAUCCUUAUUUUGCAUUUUAAAAACAAGACUAAAAAUCAAAAUCUCUGGAAUUUGAUAUCAACAACAAACCAGUUCACUGAAACAUCGAUAUAAGAACAAUAUAUGCAGCACAAGCACCCGAAAAAACAAAGGCUUUGAAUGACUUGCCUUGAAAUAUGUCAGAUCGAACCGAUUUUACUUUUAUUUAACUUGUGUUCCUUCAUAAUACAUCAUUUAAUUGUGAUUUUAUUCCUAAAAACACACAAUAAAAAAACAUAUUUUAUGCUUUAUUUUGGAUGAUUACCAGUCAUAUUCCCCCCAAGUUAUUCAAAGCCUUGGCGACCAGCUGCAAACUCAUCAAAUAUUGCGCAUUUGAGAUGAACUUUUGAAAGCUUUUGCUGUGUACAAAAAAUAAAUGCAAGCAAGAUAUCGAAAAUUUACACUGACCGCAAAAACAAUGUAUACAACUUUUGUGUGGGACUGUUCAAUUGUAACACAGUUUAAUUCGAAAUUGAGAUAGAAAUACAAUUAAUGAACAAAUUAAUUUAUAUAUUUCUCGGUUUUGAUGGAAAAUGAUAAUGGAUUAAAUCGUUAUAAAAGCAUGUAUUAUGUAAUGGCAAAUUGAUUAAUGAAACGAAAGAAGCGAUAGCGAUACGAAUGAAUCGAUACAAUAAAUAUCAAUUUAAAAUAUCA
This is a messenger RNA of Drosophila kikkawai, 3122 nucleotides long. It is a transcript of the gene lmgB, whose product is annotated as lemming B. Lineage: Eukaryota; Metazoa; Arthropoda; Insecta; Diptera; Drosophilidae. The record is from RefSeq and is a predicted model, not a curated record.